AUGCAUGGCCAGCUGUCCCGCAAUGGCCCAGCCCUGACCUGGCUGGCCACAUCCAGCCUGACGCUGCUGGAUAUUGGAUCCUCAACAUGUCGACACCAUAUGCUGACAGCCAGUCCAGAACACGAUAGAAGCAUGUCUCCCGAGGCCUUGUCCUCUCUCUUCCAGCAGCGGCCCAUGCGACCACUUCCCAAGCGACGCCUCAGGGAGCGUUUGUCACCCGAAGUUGCGGACACGAUCGAAUACCCUCCAGCGAGCCAAAACUCGAGUCCUUUGUUUCUGUUGCCGGGCAUUGUGCGGGACGAGAGGUCGUCUAGUGUGGGAAGAAACUACACAGUCAUUCGGGAUCCUGGAUAUGAGGGCGCACCCAUUGCAACCCACGAAGCAGGCGAGAGUGACGAGGAGGAGGUAAAGCGGUUCGCCAGCAGCAAAGUCGUCCGUCGAUCACACCCCCAGAUUUUGAGUAGGUCGACCCCGCAGUCGAACAGAUCUGGGCAGUCGAAGCACGCAAAUCACCAACCGGCACCCUCUACAACCUCUUCAGUCGACGGUUACGAUUCGUUCGAGAACACCAAUAAUAAGAAGAAACGCAAUAUCCCCACUGCUGGCGACAACACAUUGAAUGGCACGCAUACUCUUGCCGACAUCACAGCCCUCGGAAUCACGGCUACCGCUGGCUCGCCCGUGACCGACAAUGAUCAGUCCGGCCCCGUGUCGCCGUCAUACUAUGGAUCUUCAGGAUUUGUGGCGAACAACCAGGGGAUUUCUGGUCCCGGAAGAGGGCGGUUCGGUCGUUCAAGAAAUGGCAGAAGUCCGCUUCGAGCAUUAUCAGUCUCUGAAGCAGCCAACAGCUGGGUGGGACGAGGGCCCAAGAUCCGGCAGCCUCAAUGGGCCGCAAAUUCCAGCAAUGCGGGCGCACCAGCCGCCGCCAAGAAGACGAAAUCUAGACGUCGCGCGGAAAGGGACCUCAAGAUGGCCGCUGCUCAUCGUCGCCGUGAGGCCAGAGAAAAAGCCUACCACAACCCGCCCCGUCCUGAGGACAUGUGGAUUUGCGAGUUCUGCGAAUACGAGCAGAUUUUUGGCGAACCUCCCUACGCCCUCAUCCGACAGUACGAGAUUAAGGAUCAAAAAGCCCGCCGCCAGGAACAAGAAAGAAAGCGGCUGCUCGAGAAGGCCAAGGCCAAGAGGCGCAAGGGCAAGAAGGCCAACAGUGGCAAGCCUGGUGCCAAGAACACUGACUCGUCUCAGCCGGAGCCUCAACAGCAGCCUCACAGAGUUGACGGAGGGCAUACGGACGGAACGCGCUCGCAGACCAAUAGCACGGACGAGGAUGAAGAAGGGUACCAUAAUGGCGAAUCCGACUACGACGGCCGCUCCUUCACCCACGAUGACCCGCCCAUGACACUUUCGGACGAUCCAGACCCCGAAUACCCCGACGACGAACGCCUGGCAUGUCCCUGCGCGUCCUGCGUGGCCGGCGCAGGGCAUGCAGGGGUGCCUGCCUAGAGAGGAGGAACAGGAAGCCUCCUGCGUGUCGUCGAAUGUGAUACCCAGGAAGCCUGCAUCUGGACCACUUGGCUACUUUUGUUUUUAUUUUGGCAUUUCUGCGCGCACAGCGUUCUGUUUGAGUUUUGGAUUUGACAAUGGACCCAAGAUGCGCCCCAAAGCACGCAUCAAGUCGGUGGUCUUGUCCCAUGAUGAAGCCUGAUUUAGUUUGACGGCUGGUUUGCAGUCCCGCAGUUUCCGGAAAACGGGGCGGUUCGCUAUACCCCAUGGGAUCAUCGUCGCUGACUGAUGGCAACUGAAGAUUGCAAGAGAGGAGGCAGUAUUGUGCGAAACGUUGCGACGCAUG
Verticillium dahliae VdLs.17 is the source of this 1849-nucleotide messenger RNA. RefSeq lists its product as uncharacterized. The coding region runs from base 1 to 1503 and encodes 500 amino acids. The record is from RefSeq and is a predicted model, not a curated record. NCBI's taxonomy places the organism in Eukaryota, Fungi, Ascomycota, Sordariomycetes, Glomerellales, Plectosphaerellaceae. The transcript is spliced from 3 exons.